Molecule: messenger RNA, 4628 nt
Organism: Stylophora pistillata
Lineage: Eukaryota; Metazoa; Cnidaria; Anthozoa; Scleractinia; Pocilloporidae
Product: poly [ADP-ribose] polymerase 14-like
Source: RefSeq, a predicted model, not a curated record
AUUGUGAAUAUAACAAGUAAAGAUUUGAAUAUGGACAGGGCAGGAAAGUUGAGUAAGGGAGUGAAACGACGUGGUGGUCAACAGAUACAGGAUGAGUUGAGUCAGUUCGGACAGCAAUCGAGUGGGACUGCAUUGAUUACCAGCGGUGGAAACCUACCUGCACCAAACAUUAUUCAUUUAAUUCCGGACAACAACAAUAAAGACCACCUUCAACAAUGCGUUGAAAGAUGUCUUCAGCUGGCAGAGACGCAAAGUCUCCGAUCCAUUUCUAUUCCCGCAGUUGGCACUGGGGCUUAUGGUAUGUCUGCAGUGGACUCAGCCAGUUUGAUUUUUAAGGCCCUUACAAACUUUAGCGCUAGCUUUCGUACCCUCCGCAAGGUCAGGAUUGUAAUCUUCGAAGCUCCAAUGUUGAUGGCAUUUCAGCAAGCACAUCAGAGGUACCCGUUUUCUUCACACGCAGGUGUAAGUCAGCGCAUGCACUUCCACUGCCCCUUCAAAGUUGAGGUAACAAAUGGCGAUUUGACUCAAGAGAGCAGUACCGAGGCUAUCAUGAAUAUUAUCAGCACGGACAUGAACAUGAAUAACGCCGGAGACUUGAGCAAAGCCAUAGCAAGACAGAGUGGUCCACAAGUACAACAAGAAUGCAACCAACUGGGAAAGCAAUCUCCUGGAACAGCGGUAUUAACUAAGGGAGGUAAUUUACAAGUACCUCAUAUUAUUCACAUUAUUCCAGGCUCUUCAGAUAAGAAACAUCUUCAGCAGUGUUUGGAGGAGGGACUUCGUGUUGCGGACUCCAAUAAUUUUCAAGCGAUCUCAAUUCCAUGUGUUGGCACAGGAGGCUACGGCUUGACUGGAGCAGACUCAGCCCAAUUGACGUUCAAAGCACUAAAUGCAUUCAGUGUCCGCUGUAAAAGCAUUCAAAAGGUGAGGGUGGUUGUGUUCCAGGUUUCUAUGAUGCAGGAGUUUCUACAAGAGCAGAAGAAACAACCAGUGCAAGAUAUUGAAGAAGAAGACAGUGACUCGGAGAAUGCGGCAGCUAGGCCAACCAGAAGACUGAGACGUAGGCAGGCACCAGCCCAAGAUAAUGAACACUUUGUAAAAAUAUCUGUGAUCGGCAAAGACAAGUUGAGCGUGGGAAAAGCCGUGGAAUCCUUGAAGAAAGGUUUCUCUGACGCUUGUACAAUGGAAAAAGUUGAAAGUGAAGUCGUCAGUCAACUUUCCGAUAAACAGAGAGAUAUCCUGAGAAAAAAGUCGAAAGACCGUGACGUCAAACUUGAAAUUGAGGAUGACGUAGAUCGUAUUGUCGUCCGUGGUGAACCAGCCGAAGUGUCUGGAAUGGUUGGGGAGAUCUGGAAAGAGAUCAACGAGAGGACGAAGAAGAAGCAAGAAGAAGAACAAGCGAAGUUGGUUUCAAAGAACGUAGAGUGGAGCUAUGAAUUACGUGGCACGAAAAUGGCGUUUGCGCCGAAAGCAAAUGCUAAGAUUGAGUUGGCCUACAGCAAAGAAGAAUUCCAGGCCUUGGUUGUUCAAAGGUUGGAUAACGCUAUCUACUGGAAAAAUUUUUAUCCAGGGGAUGGCACAGCACGUUUUGCUAUCGAUUAUCCGCUGGAUAGUGAUUUAUCCACGCUACGGGCCAUCGUUCAAAAGUGCCUGCAAACAGGCGAAACGCUUGGAGCGAAUUCCAUUGCAUUUCCCGUCAUUGGAACUGGAAACUUACACUUCCCACGCGAUACAGCCUCGAGAAUCAUGUUAGAUGAAACUGUAAAUUUCUGCCGAACUAACCCCGCUUCUAAUUUACGGGACAUCCGAUUUGUCGUGUUUAACCAAGAUCAAACAUUAACUGCUGCCUUCAAACAAGAGAUGGACAAAUUGCAACCCCAGCUAACUGGCCACUCCGCCAUCGCAAGCGUAGCAAGAGGAAUACGUUCCUUCUUUGGAAGAAAGAAAACAGCGGGGACAUCGGGUGUUGGUAUUGAAGUUUUGCAGGGUGACUUGUGCCAGGAGACUUCCGACGCCAUUGUGAAUAUAACAAGUAAAGAUUUGAAUAUGGACAGUGCAGGAAAGUUGAGUAAGGAAGUGAAACGACGUGGUGGUCAACAGAUACAGGAUGAGUUGAAUCAGUUCGGACAGCAAUCGAGUGGGACUGCAUUGAUUACCAGCGGUGGAAACCUACCUGCACCAAACAUUAUUCAUUUAAUUCCGGACAACAACAAUAAAGACCACCUUCAACAAUGCGUUGAAAGAUGUCUUCAGCUGGCAGAGACGCAAAGUCUCCGAUCCAUUUCUAUUCCCGCAGUUGGCACUGGGGCUUAUGGUAUGUCUGCAGUGGACUCAGCCAGUUUUAUUUUUAAGGCCCUUACAAACUUUAGCGCUAGCUUUCGUACCCUCCGCAAGGUCAGGAUUGUAAUCUUCGAAGCUCCAAUGUUGCUGGCAUUUCAGCAAGCACAUCAGAGGUACCCGUUUUCUUCACACGCAGGUGUAAGUCAGCGCAUGCACUUCCACUGCCCCUUUAAAGUUGAGGUAACAAAUGGCGAUUUGACUCAAGAGAGCAGUACCGAGGCUAUCAUGAAUAUUAUCAGCACGGACAUGAACAUGAAUAACGCCGGAGACUUGAGCAAAGCCAUAGCAAGACAGAGUGGUCCACAAGUACAACAAGAAUGCAACCAACUGGGAAAGCAAUCUCCUGGAACAGCGGUAUUAACUAAGGGAGGUAAUUUACAAGUACCUCAUAUUAUUCACAUUAUUCCAGGCUCUUCAGAUAAGAAACAUCUUCAGCAGUGUUUGGAGGAGGGACUUCGUGUUGCGGACUCCAAUAAUUUUCAAGCGAUCUCAAUUCCAUGUGUUGGCACAGGAGGCUACGGCUUGACUGGAGCAGACUCAGCCCAAUUGACGUUCAAAGCACUAAAUGCAUUCAGUGUCCGCUGUAAAAGCAUUCAAAAGGUGAGGGUGGUUGUGUUCCAGGCUUCUAUGAUGCAUGAGUUUCUACAAGAGCAGAAGAAACAACCAGCGCAAGAUAUUGAAGAAGAAGACAGUGACUCGGAGAAUGUAGCAGCUAGGCCAACCAGAAGGCUGAGACGUAGGCAGGCACCAACCCAAGGUAAUGAACGCUUUGUAAAAGUAUCUGUGAUCGGCAAAGACAAGUUUAGCGUGGGAAAAGCCGUGGAGUCCUUGAAGAAAAGUUUCUCUGACUCUUGUACUAUAGAAAAGGUUGAAAGUGAAGUCGUCAGUCAGCUUUCUGAUAAACAGAAAGAUUUCUUGAGAAAGAAAGCGAAAGACCGUGACGUCGAACUGAAAAUUGAGGAUGACGUUGAUCGCAUUGUCGUCCGAGGUGAACCAACUGAAGUGUCUGGAAUGGUCGGGGAGAUCUGGAAAGAGAUCAACGAGAGGACCAAGAAGAAGCAAGAGGAGGAACAAGCGAAGUUAGUUUCAAAGAACAUAGAGUGGAGCUAUGAAAUACAUGGCGCAAAAAUGGCGUUUGCUCCGAAAGCAAAUGGUAAGAUUGAGUUGGCCCACAGCAAAGAUGAGCCCACAGUACAAGUUUCUCUUCGCAGAGACAAGUUUAUCAUUGACUUGAAGAGAAACUCUGGACGUGGACAAACUUCUGGCGAACAAAUAACACUGUCAAGAAAGGUGAAGGGUGCUGAUGAAGGAAUUGCUCUACCAAAGCACUGGGCACCAAUGCCCCGACCGGACAUGACUGUACACACAGUGCAACUGCUACCUGGUUCUACUGAGUACCAAGAUGUCGUAAAUAAGUUUCAAGUCACUGCCAGAGGGGUUACUAUAACCAAGAUAGAACGAGUGCAAAAUCCUCACCUCUACCAGGCCUACUUGGUGAGAAAACGGAAAAUGGACAAAGAUACCGGAGGAAAUAGUGAGCGACAGCUAUUUCAUGGAACGAGCUCGAAGAAUAUCAAAAGCAUCAACGCGCAAGGACUCAACAGAAGCUUCGCUGGGGUCAAUGGAGUUGCCCUAGGUCGCGGUGUGUACUUCGCAAGAGAUGCCUCAUAUUCCAUCGGCUAUGCACGUGGGAGUGGAACACGGCACAUGUACCUCGCUCGUGUCUUAGUUGGACAAUACUGUCAAGGAAACUCUAGCAUGAUCGUACCACCAGCUAAAAACUCUGCUAGACCAGAGAUUUUGUAUGAGUCAGUGGUCGAUAACCCUGCAAACCCUGCCGCCUUUGUUGUUUUUUACGAUAAUCAGUGCUAUCCUGAAUAUCUCAUAACCUUCCAGUAGGCCAGAGGAAAAAUUAACAUUUGGUUCAUAUGUCAGAGUGCGUUCAUUGAGAUAUGAAACACGCGGGAAUUUUAGAGAGCACGAUAGAUGCGCGAGAGCUCAAAAGCAUGCGCAACAGGAAUGUGGAGCACCCUUUGGAAAUUGAAUUUGACUACGCGAGUUUGUUAGCUAUUUUCUAAUCGCUAUUGCAACCAAAAGUUUCUCCAAAAAAGCCAGUCUCUUGGACGUCAUGAAUUGUGUAGAGUUACAGAGCUUUUUUGAAGAGUAACUGAAUAAGUACUGCGUAUUUAGUUUGCAGCAGAAAGCUUUGGGGAAUAUUUUUUAGCUGCUCAUACUGAUGUAAGAAUGCUGUAGAUCAUGAAAAAAAAUUAAAUAAAUUAGAAACAAAA